AUGGACCCAGCCUUGUCCAAUCAGAGAUUAGCACUCAUGAAUACAUGUCGCUACCCCUGGUCCAGGGACCCGUUGCAUAAAAGUUAUAAUUAUGGACAAGACUGUGGGACGCUGGAAGAAGAUGGCCUUUGGGAGAUAAAAGAGGGCACUAUCGGUGAAGGGCGGGGCGCGGCCAGUACCAUCCUGAUCGGCGAUGACCUGUGGGUCAUUGGAGGAUAUACAUAUAACGAGAAAGAAAAUAUAACCAUGUCCAGAUACAACAUUCCAUCAGAAUCAUCAUUGGUCAUCAAUACUGAAGCAGACUACGGUGUCCUUCCCAGACCAAGAUUUUCACAUUCCACAGUCUUUUACGAGGAUACAUUUUAUAUGUACGGUGGAUCGUUGUUUGGGAGUGCUAUAACAGCAGAGAUGUGGUCCUUUCAUCUUCCUAGUCUAACAUGGACCAACAUGACGGAUGGACCCUAUGCCUUGGAGGGUCACAGUGCUCAUAUCAUUGAUGAUGUCAUGAUUGUUAUCUUCGGGUAUAGUCCCAUAUAUAGCUACACUAACUUGGUCCAGGAAUAUAACAUCACAUCAGGUCAAUGGUCUGAGGUGAAGACUAGGGGAGCUGCUGUAGAAGGGGCAUAUGGCCAUUCCAGUGUGUACCAUCCCAGCAGUGGCAAGGUAUACAUACACGGAGGAUUUAAACUGAAGGCUGGUAAAGAACACAUGCUGUCAGAUCAAACAUACCAGUAUGAUAUCAAUACAAGAUCAUGGCUUUUAUUGAAGGAGAGCAGUCAGCCACGGUUUUUUCAUUCUGCAGUGAUUCUCCACGGGUUAAUGCUUGUAUUUGGGGGCAAUACACAUACUGAUAAUACACGCCCUAAUGGAGCCAAGUGCUACUCAAAAGACUUCUUAGCAUAUAAUCUUGAGUGUCGAAGCUGGGAGUCGAUAGAAAUGAGCACAGGGUUACACAACGAGGUAUCUCGUUUCGCUCAUGGAGCAUUUAUUUAUGAAGAAUCUAUGUGGAUAUACAGCGGAUACAAUGGUCUUCUCUCUACCAGUGCCUUAUUAUAUAUCCCAGGGAAUUGUUCUGUUAUUACUAAUUCUUCCGUGUGUUGUGAAGGCCUUCCAGGCCUCUGGUGCGUCUGGGAUCUGGUCAAUGAAAUCUGUGUAUCAGUUGACUCCGUCCCAGAGAUAGCCAGUAACCACUCAACCUGCCCCAUAGAAACAGAUCCACAGUGUGGUCUGAUGACGACCUGCCAAUCAUGUGUUGAGGUACCUGGCUGUGGUUUUUGCGAUGGAAACUGCAGUGGACACUGUGCUGAUAAGAUCGUGAGUCGAGAAUGCGAGCCAGCCUCCUGUUCAGUGUUCUAUAAUUGUCGGUCAUGUAACAGUCAGAACUACUGUCAGUGGUCUGGAGGAAAGUGUCAGUCAUUGCAAUCUGGAGGUAAUACAGGGUCUUGCAGCGAGCCAUGCGAUAAUUUUGCUACCUGUUCAUCGUGCCUGUCAGACAAUGCUAAUAGCUGUAUGUGGUGUCAAAGCCAACAGAGAUGUAUUGAUUCCACAACGUACAUGACUUCAUUUCCAUUUGGCCUCUGCCUGGAAUGGAGGACUAAUGUAGAGAAAUGCCCAAAAACAUGUUCUGACUACCAGACGUGUGCCGAAUGCCAGGGCGAUCCUGGAUGUGGUUGGUGCGAUGCUGGUAAUAGAGACGGACUAGGGGCGUGUAUGACCGGUAGCUACACAGGACCCAUCAACGCGGAGCUGGACCCCGUCGUUGAUUACGCCAUGUGUCCCGCACAGAGGUGGUAUUUCGUCCAGUGUCCAUCAUGCCAGUGCAAUGGUCACAGUACCUGCCCGAAAAAUUCGUCUGAGUGUGGCUUGUGCGAAGACUACACAGAAGGUGAGAAGUGUGACACAUGUCAGCUUGGUUUCUAUGGUCGGCCUCAGAACGGCGGUGAGUGUAACCUUUGCUCCUGUAAUGGUCACUCGGAUAUAUGCCACCAGACCACUGGUCAGUGCUACUGUGAUGCCAAGGGAGUGACCGGUAACAACUGCGACAGGUGUGAAACGAAUGCUAAGUACUAUGGGAAUCCUGUCAAUGGCGGAUACUGCUAUUACAAGCUUUUGAUGAACUGGCAGUAUACGUUCAAUCUUUCUGAUGAGGAGGAUAAAAACUACACCCGUAUUGCUAUGAUGACUGCCCCCAGCAGCCCCAACAGAGAUAUCGAGUUUAUAUUACGUGUCGACAGACCAGUCUACCUCAAUAUAACAUACACUGCAAGAGAUGUUGAAGGCGAGCAGACAGUGGUUGAUGGUACCUAUGUUGAAUCUACCUACAGGCGCAAGCUCUCUCGUUACGAAUAUGACUUCAGUAUAGAAGGCAACACAACUUUCUACUUCUACCUCUCCAAUUUCACAACACCAAUGUCAUUUGAGGUUUUAUAUGUGGAUGUACAGCCGGAGCUUCUUCAUUACAUAGCAGCGGCACUGGGUGCCUUCAUUGUAACGUUGCUCCUAUUUUUUGUGGGUGUUCGUUUACAGACUUGUUUGAUAACACGUCGUGAACGCCAGGUAGCCCAGUAUCACCCCCUGCUAGACUGGGUGACUGUGCUGGUGGCAUUCUUUGUCUGUUUCCUAUCUCUCCUCCUCAUAUUUCUGGCGGGCCUCAAGGUAAAGGAUCGCUAUGACCGCCAUCGUCGUGUUAGGCAACGAGCGGUUGAGAUGGCAGUAAUGGCUAGUCGACCAUUUGCAGCGGUCAAUGUGGAGGUCAGCAAAUCAGCACCACCAGAUCUAGUUGCCGAAUGCCAAAAUUAUCAAGUACUAGCCGCCCUAGAGCCAUGCAGCGACAACAAAGCUGGCAUCAUGACCGUGUUCCUACAGUUGCCCAUGCCCGAUGGCGAAGCGCCCCCUUUAGGUCAACCUCGACUGGCUUUAGCAUCGGCCCUCGUUCAGCUCAAACCAAAGAAAGCCGAGCUGAAAGAGCAGAGGGAUCGGGAGAGAGACCAGAGGGAAAGGGAUAGGGAGAAUAGAGCCCGGGAGAGAGAACAGCGGGAGAGGGAAGAAGAGCUUCAAAGACAUCAGUUACCGGUAGCGCCGCUAGCAGCGAUACCCUCUGACGAUACCCUAUCAGUCGGUGUGUUAGAUGACACUAGACACAUACGACAUCAUGCAGAGUACGAUAACCCUGCUAUGGUAUAACACCAUUCAUUCCCUUCCAUUUGAACUCGUAUUUCAACAUGUCAGACAAAUUCUCUCAAUGCCAUGUCUUUUUAAUAACUGUAGAUGGAAAUUGAAAUAGAUGAUUUUUAAUAUUAUUUUAAAAAACAUAAUUAGGGCUUUCUUCCAGCAAUUCUUUUCCUCAUGAAAGGAUAACAAUAUGAUAUGACUGGCUUCGUGAAAUUAUUUUUUUCUCAAAUUUUUUUAAUCAUGAUAUAUUUGAAUGCCCACACAUCUUCUUUUCAACUUCAUUGUACAAACUUUCAUAUGUUUUUAUUUUAUAAGCUAUCUACAUGAGUGAUGUCAUAAAACACUAUUUUGUAUUUUACUUUGCUAUGUUCAUUUAAAAAAAGAUCUCAUUUUUGUGUAGACUUAAUUAUUCAGAGAAAUUCAAUAUCCAGAUUGACUUUCAUAUUAUGUACUUACUGCAUUUUGAUUGAUAUGACUGACAUCUUGAGAUUAGAGUCUUUUAUUAAGAGAUAUAUCUUUAUUUCUAGUGCCUAAUUUAUCCUGUAUAGUAUGUGUCAAUAUUUGUAGAUUGAAAUUGAAAUGUAUUGCCAUUGAAAUACUUGAAGAUGAUUUUAUAGAUUUUGAAUGAUGACUGCGUUAGGUUUUUAUAAGUAUCACUUUUCUCGCAAAGCAAACUGUAAGGAAAUGUAAUGAAGUGGUUUGUUGCCAAAUGAGGUUUCCUCUUCAAUUGAUAUGAAUUAUUGUGCAGGGAAUAGGGAUUAUGUAAAGACUUUGUUUCAAAAUAGAAUUAUAUUUUUGGAUUGAUUUGCUUUUGAAAUUGACAGAAAUUUUCAGAAGAUAUGUAUGAAAUCUGAUAUUCAUUUAAGCAGAUUCAACAGCAUUAUAUUUUUUUGAAAUCUGAACACAUAAUCUGGGACUUACAAGCCAUUGUUCAAAUUACAUGUGUAAUUUCAAGUGGACAGAAAUUUUAUUAUGAUUUUUGCCAAUUAUAAGGUUUUAUUCAUGUGUAUUAAUUUUCCUGCUGUUGUCAAGUGAAAUUUUUGUGAUUUUAAUUAUUAUUUUUCUAUAUUCCCUAGCUUGAAUAGACAGUGAAAUGAAUGAGAAACAUUUGUGCAAAUAAUUGUACUUUUUACUCUUUUCAAGGAUAUAUUUUCACUGACAACUUGAUGAUAUUUUGUCAAGUAGUGAUUUGGUUGCAAGUCUGAAGUAUUGUUUACUUGGGGCGUGCAAAAAUUGGUUAAAGAUGCGCAUACCACAAAAUAGCAAAGUUCAACGUUUGCAUAUAAUGCUCCAAAAGAUCACCAAAAUUUUUGAACCUUUGGCAAUAGCUCAUUUUGAGUUUGAAAGACGAAUUUAAAACGUUUAAAAAGUUUGACAUUUUUGCAACAGAUUCACAUCUCUGUCAAACAAUGACUGACAAUAGUUCCAAGGCUCUACCAAAUUUUGGCUAAUUUUUGGAGCAUACAAUUUUUUUCUUCUAAAUUUAAAGCUGCACUUAAGAAGAAUCUAGCAUAUAUACAGAGCGAUAUAACACAAAUUAUGGAAUUCCCCUGGCAUCAGAUUUUCCAAAAGAAUGGAAAUUAUAUUAGACAGAAUUUUUUUUUAAAGAAAUUUUUAAUAUUUAUCUUUUGAAUAAGAAUAGAAACAUUCAGAUUCUGGGUUGUCUAGUAACAAUAAAAGUAAUUUAUUUUUAAAAUUGUAGGCAAUUUGGUUUUAAAAUUUGGUGUGUGGGGGCGUCGUGGUCUAGUGGUUAAGACCCUCGUCUUUCAAUCUGAAGGACAUGGGUUCGAUUCCAAGCCAUAGUGUGUUUUCCUUCAGCAAGAAAUUUACCCACAUUGUGCUGCACUCAACCCAGGUGAGGUAAAUGGGUACUGGCAGGAAGUAAUUCCUAAAAAAGCUGUGCGCACCGGAAUUGGUAGACUAGCUUAGCCGGGAUAAUAAUAAUAUAGGAGCGCCUUGAGCACCUAGCAAGGUGGAUACGUGCGCUGUACAAAUCCUAUGUUAUUUAUUAUUAUUUAUUAUUUAUAAAAAUGUAAACGUCUUUGCAAAUUCUUCCAACUCUUAUCUAGGAAUGAUAGUAAAGGGUGUGGUUAUGAAUGAUACAUCAGAUAGAGAGAAAGGGUGAAAUAUUGAUGAAAAAUUAAAAAGAUAGAGGAAGAAAUGAUAAAGUUAAAAUAUUGCAAUUAAAGAAAGUUGAAUGGAGAUGAAGAGAAAGAAUGCAUCAGCUUAAGUUUUAUCAUUUCAAACUGUAAAUUAGAGAUUUCUGCCAAAGUUAUUCUUACUUCCAUUUUUCUCCUUAUGUAUAUUUUUGGAAUUAGCUAGACAUACAUGUAUGCUGUACUUUUUAGAAUUCUUAUUAUCUUUUUACAAGUUUAAAAUCAACGCAAUGAAUGUAAUUGAUGAUGUAUAUACAUGUACUUAUCAAAGUGAAAUAAAUUAUUAUCAUUGAUUUCACAUCCAAAGG
This is a messenger RNA of Lytechinus pictus (painted urchin), 5635 nucleotides long. Its product is annotated as attractin-like protein 1. The coding region runs from base 1 to 3183 and encodes 1060 amino acids. The transcript is spliced from 21 exons. The record is from RefSeq and is a predicted model, not a curated record. Gene Ontology annotation, molecular function: protein binding; chromatin binding. Gene Ontology annotation, cellular component: cytoplasm. NCBI's taxonomy places the organism in Eukaryota, Metazoa, Echinodermata, Echinoidea, Temnopleuroida, Toxopneustidae.